Molecule: messenger RNA, 2154 nt
Organism: Helianthus annuus (common sunflower)
Lineage: Eukaryota; Viridiplantae; Streptophyta; Magnoliopsida; Asterales; Asteraceae
Exons: 4
Biological process (GO): proteolysis
Molecular function (GO): nucleic acid binding; zinc ion binding; aspartic-type endopeptidase activity
Source: RefSeq, a predicted model, not a curated record
AUGUACAUAAAAUUUAAGGAUAUCACCGAAGUUGCUGAUGCAAUCAAAACUUUUGAAUUCGAAAGGAAAGAAUUCCUAUCUCGAACUGGGGAUAAUAAGAAGAGAAAUAGGGAAGGCCAAUUUAAGCAGGAAAUCGGCCAAUCAUCCACUACACCACCACAUCAAGCUCGCAAAGUGCAAGAAAAUCCAAACUUUGGAAAUCAAGCACGUCCAUGGCAACCUAGACUUCAAAACCCAAGGCCUGCUCAAAACCAAAUUCAGUUGUAUGCAGAACCUAUUAGAGCUCAACCACUAAAUCAACAAGUAAACCCGAAUCAGAUUACAUACCCUCUAUGUAAUACUUGUGGUAAGAGACAUCAAGGCGUAUGUCACCGAAGUACAGGAGCCUGCUUUAGAUGUGGCCAAACUGGACACAUGAUUAAGGAAUGUCCUAAGAAAGAUACUAAGAAGAAUCAUCAACCCAAUGUUGGAGGAAGAGUUUUCGCACUUUCUGCUACUGACGCUGCUAAUGUUCCAGGUACUGUAUCUGGAACCCUUCAGAUUGGUGAACAUAGUAUCUAUGUGUUAUUCGAUACAGGAGCGACUCAUUCUUUAGUAUCCCACUCGUUUACUAAGUAUCUUCCGAUAAGACCAACUCUCUUAGAUCAUACUUUAACCAUUUCCACUCCCAUAGGAACUUCGUCCGUAAUCACUUACGUAUAUAAGGAUUGUCCGAUCCGUAUUGAAUCUAUUGUGUGUAAGGCAGACCUCUUUCCAAUACAUAUGUGUGACUUUGAUGUUAUUCUAGGAAUAGAUUGGUUGUCUAGACAUCAGGUAACUAUAGAUUGUCAUUCUCGCCGUGUUAUUUUCGGUAAUCUUCAUCAUCCUGAUAUUAUAUAUCAGGGAACUCAAGCUCGAAAAUCCAUAUCAAACGGCUGUGCUGGAUUCCUAGCAUCGAUUAAGGAUAUUUCUGCUAGUAUUAAGAGUAUCGAUAGCCACUCCGUUGUCCGUGAAUAUCCUGAUGUAUUUCCGGAUGAACUUCCGGGAUUACCACCCGACCGUCAGUUAGAAUUCACCAUCGACUUGAUCCCUGGUGCCGAACCUAUUUCUAAAGCUCCAUACCGUAUGGCCCCGAUGGAACUGAAGGAGUUGAAGGAACAAUUGCAAGAAUUGUUAGAUUUAGGAUUCAUAAGACCCAGUAAUGAUGAUGUUCCCAAGACCGCUUUUCGUACUCGAUAUGGUCAUUACGAAUUUUUGGUUAUGCCCUUUGGGCUAACUAAUGCACCCGCAGUCUUUAUGGAUUUGAUGAAUCGCGUAUUUCACCAAUUCCUAGACAAAUUCGUUAUUGUCUUUAUCGAUGACAUUCUGGUAUAUUCUAAGAGUCGCGAAGAGCAUGAAGCACAUCUACAUAUAGUACUUGGAACCUUGCGGCAUGAGAAGUUGUACGCGAAGUUUUCCAAAUGUGACUUUUGGCUUAGCCAAGUGUCAUUUCUAGGACAUGUCAUAUCAGCCGAAGGAAUUAUGGUAGAUCCAACAAAGGUUGAAGCUAUUACAAAAUGGCCAAGACCCACUUCUGUUACCGAAAUACGAAGUUUCUUGGGUCUUGCUGGCUAUUACCGAAGAUUUGUUGAAAGAUUCUCGGUAAUUGCUUUGCCACUUACAAAACUCCUAAGAAAAGGGGUGAAGUACUCAUGGAAUGAGGAACAAGAGAAAAGCUUUGAAGAAUUAAAGAAACGACUCGUAUCCUCUCCGAUACUCGCUCUCCCUUCUGGAUCAGGAGGUUACCAAGUCUACAGUGAUGCCUCAAAGAAAGGAUUAGGUUGUGUGCUAAUGCAACAUGGGAAGGUUAUCGCUUAUGCCUCCCGUCAGUUGAAGCCUUAUGAAGUUAACUAUCCUACCCAUGAUUUAGAACUAGCCGCAGUCGUCUUUGCACUUAAGAUUUGGCGACAUUAUCUGUAUGGUGAAAGAUGUGAUAUCUUUACCGACCACAAGAGCCUCAAGUAUAUAUUUACGCAGAAAGAGCUAAAUAUGAGGCAAAGAAGGUGGUUAGAACUUUUAAAAGAUUAUGACGCAAAUAUUCAAUACCAUCCAGGCAAAGCCAAUGUUGCAGCUUGGGGGACACGACUAAAGUUUAGUACGGCUUUCCAUCCACAAACAGAUGGGCAGUCAGAACGU